This is a messenger RNA of Diaporthe batatas, 3375 nucleotides long. RefSeq lists its product as uncharacterized. The record is from RefSeq and is a predicted model, not a curated record. The transcript has 3 exons. Bases 1 to 3375 code for a protein of 1124 amino acids. Gene Ontology annotation, cellular component: nucleus. Gene Ontology annotation, molecular function: DNA binding; 3'-5' DNA helicase activity; ATP binding. Lineage: Eukaryota; Fungi; Ascomycota; Sordariomycetes; Diaporthales; Diaporthaceae. Gene Ontology annotation, biological process: recombinational repair.
AUGGGGCGGGCUCGCGCGUGGAGGAGGCCCCCAUCUCGGGCUCAGGGCACGCAGGCACACAGGCACACAGGCACAUGUGGCAGGGCAGGGCAGGGCGGCAGCUGCAGAGGCAGGCCUCUUCUGGGCUGGGACUCGUCGAAAGCCGCCACACAAGGUCGUGAUGUCGCGGUGGGCUUGCAGCACGGAGGGCAGGUCAGAGCCCUCGGCGUGCGGCCGAGAGACCCUUUCCCAAGCCGGGCCGCCUUCCGCGACGCGUCUCCCGCUCUGUUGUUUGGGCAGUGCAUUCGACUUGACGCGAACUCGACACAUCUCGGCUCUCCUUUCUGCCUGGGAAAAUGCCGGUCGGACGCGCGUGAGGUUGUGUCUCCUGUCCUCGCCAUGUCGCCUGCAUCACCAAGGGCUUCCUCCAUCCUACCCCGGCUGAACCUCAAUCAUGCGCAAUGCAGGGCAGUGUGCUCAGAGGCCGCCACCGUUGCCAUCAUGGCUGGCCCAGGCAGCGGAAAGACGCAUACUCUAACCUCACGUGUCGUCUGGCUUGUUGAUGCCAUGGGCUACCAGCCGCAGGAUGUUAUUGUCGCCACCUUCACUGUCAAAGCCGCUCGCGAGAUGCAGGAGCGCAUCGGUAAAGCACUGGGGAACGGCCGCGAGAAGAGGAUGGUCCUCGGCACCUUCCACAGCAUUGCCCGUCGCUACUUGGCGGCAUACGGCAGACACAUUGGUCUGGAUCAGAAGUUCGCCAUUGCCGAUGAUGGUGACUCAAGAGCCAUCAUCAACCGCAUUUGCAAACGGCUGCAGCUGGGCAUAGACCCUGUCCAGGCACGUGCAUGGAUCAGCAAGAAAAAAGCCAGAGGAAAAGAGUGGAAGCCCACUCCGUUUCAGAGAAAGCGCAGCGCUGAGGCAGCAGAAGGGGCCAAGUCCUUUGAGUUGUGCUACAAGGAGUACCAGGACCACCUCCAGAGGUCCAACCUCCUCGAUUACGACGACCUCCUUACCCGGUGCGUCGAGCUUCUCCAGAUGCACCCGGCCUGUGUCUCCAAUGUAGAUGCCGUGCUCAUCGACGAGUACCAAGACACCAACGGCAUCCAGUAUGAGCUCAUGCGCCUUCUGGCUCAAAAACGAAACAGGAUCACUAUUGUCGGUGACCCUGAUCAGAGCAUUUACGGGUGGCGAUCGGCAGAGAUCAAGAAUCUCCAACGCCUCUUUGACGACUUUCCCAACACAGACCAGAUAUCCCUUGAACAGAACUAUCGUUCAUCGCAGGCCAUUCUGGCCACGGCUCUGAGCGUCAUUCAGCAGGAUUCGAAUCGGUACGAGAAGGUUCUUAAGCCCUUUCACGACAAGGGGACACGGCCCACGUUGAGGCGGCUCAAGAGUCAAACGAAGGAGGCACAGUGGAUUGUCAAGGAAAUCGGCCGGCUGCAGUUGUUGUCUGGUGGUAUGCUGGGACACGGCGAUGUCUCCAUACUCCUCCGCUCGGCAUCUCUUUCCAGGAUCAUUGAGUCUGCUCUGGUUCAGGCUGGGAUUGCUUAUAAGAUGGUCGGCGGCGUCAAGUUCUACGAUCGCCUCGAAAUCAAAAUCCUCCUUGAUUACUUGAGAGUGGUCCAUCAGCCUGCAAACAACGACGCUCUUGCAAGGAUUCUCAACGUUCCCAAGCGCGGUGUGGGAGAGCCUACCAUCAAGGCGCUGGUUGAAGAGGCCGAGCAGUCAACCCUAAGUCUAUGGGCUUUGCUGGUCAAGCACUGCCGCGGAGAUCGUCUAGCCAAGACCAACAUUAGGAAGCCAACGGAACACAAGAUAAGCGGCGAGGUCAUUCGUCUCAUCUUGGACAUACAGAAAAAGAUGGACAGUUCAACAGACGAACAGCCUUACGGACUGGUAGACAUUAUCGACGAGGUUGUAACGAGAGUCAACCUCCAACGGCACCUCAAAGAGAUCGACAACGACACUGACAAGUUCGAACAAAGGUGGGCCAACAUACAGGAAUUCCGAGCUCUUGGGAUAGAUUUCAACCAAGGUCUUAACGGAGACCAAGAGGAAGUGCUUCCCGAGGUCGAUGGGCUAGAAAAGUCGGAAGAUUCUGAUGUGCUAGCCAAAUUCCUAGCCAAUGUGGCACUGGUGUCAGACUCCCAGAAGAAAGGCCAAGAACAAGAUGCGACUUCCAUGGUCACGGUUUCCACUAUACAUGCCGCAAAAGGGCUUGAAUGGCCCAUUGUCUUUAUUCCGGGAGCUUAUGACGGUAUGAUUCCACAUGUGCGUUCUGAAGACAGCAACGAGGAGCGCCGACUACUCUACGUUGCCAUGACUCGUGCAAAGGCGUUGCUUUACAUUAGCUGUCCAUUGUCUAGCUCAUCCAGCGGCAAUGUAGAGCUGUCGCCAUUUAUCGAGCCAGUCGCGACCACAUUCGCCAAGAUUGGGCCAGACCUCGAUGCCAACAAGCUGGAAGCGAUCGGGAGGAUUCUGGGACGCGACGUCCCCUCGCAAGAAGUAAUCUAUGGCAACCUUCCAGAGGGCUUUAGCCCCAAUGACGACCUUUUCCCAGCAGACCCCAGCCAACAAGUCACCGCAGACGACAACUCAGGGUCGUGGGAUGGCCUUGUCUAUCAGGACUUUGGUCGGAAACGUCCUCGACUCGCUGGCCAGAAUGGCAGUUAUGAUGGCGACAAAGAGCCGCAAUGGGCAAGGGUGCACGCCACCGCGAUGAACCAGCCAACGACCUUCACGAUGGUGUCGCAGCUCGGCUCAGUGACAGCAGUACCCUGCGAGGCAAACAGGCCGUUCGAUGCAGUAGGGGAUAACACAGCUGCUGUUACUUUCUUGAAGCGGGGGACAACAGCGCAUCCAGCCGGCCAAGGCACUCUUCUGGGAUUUGUCAAGAGGGACUCUAGCCCAGCCUUGGGUAAAGCCGACAUGGUUGCACCAGCUCUGCCGCGAUCCAAUAUGGCACGUGUACAGCGAGAUGAAGGGAGCAAGACAGUGGCCCGUACCUCCCAAGAUGCUACCAGACGGCCACUGAUAGACCCUAGUCUGCUUCAUCACAAGGUAAGCAGCUUGAAGACAGCGGGCCACAAACUACCCAAGAAGCAGCAGCCCAAGUCCGGGAAGCAGUACCCUCAAUUUUCCAGUUCUCCACCUCGGCCUCCAACGCCAGACGCAUGCGUCGCAUCCGGCAAUGCAGAGGACAACAGCGAGAACAUUCCUGAGGAGGCAUCGCCUCCUGCAAAGCCUCCUGCCGUCAGCGUCCACAGUACAACAAUGCGGAAGUUUGCAAGUGGUGUGCGCAGACCCCCUGGAUUGGCAGUACCUCGUAACGAAGCUGCGGCGUUGCAAAAAUUGCGCAAGCCUUUCAAGCCCCUCACGAUGAGUCGCCCAAAAUAA